Erythranthe guttata (spotted monkey flower) is the source of this 1120-nucleotide messenger RNA. The record is from RefSeq and is a predicted model, not a curated record. Lineage: Eukaryota; Viridiplantae; Streptophyta; Magnoliopsida; Lamiales; Phrymaceae.
CCGAUGAUUAAAUUAAACUUAUUUAACUUAGAUAUAUUCGUUUGGAUCUUAUACGUUUCUAAUAAAACUUGCAGAUUACCUCAUUCAAGUGUGGUGGAUUUGCAAUUGGCAUGUCUACGAAUCACAUCUUAUUCGACGGGAUAGGUGCCAAGGUAUUCAUCGAAAACCUAGCUUCACAGUCUUUUGAAAACAAACCCUUAGCUAGUGUACCCUACAUCGACCGUCGGAUUCUCGCCGCUAGAUCUCCACCUCACGUGUCCUUCCCACACCCCGAGUUCCUUAAGCUCGACCUCCCUGUGGGCCCGGGGUCAAACCCCCCUGUGUUCGAUUGCAGUGUAGAAAAACUAGACUUCAAAAUCUUCAAACUCACCACAACUCAAAUAUCCCAAAUAAAGGACAAUAUUUCUAAGAGCUCCAAAAUUGCCAAAAUUAGCACCUUUGCAGUGGUGGCGGCCCUCAUCUGGCGGUGCAAAGCCUUUUCCGGCAAUAUCGAGUAUAAUAAAGAUAGGGUUUCGACUUUGCUCAAUGUUAUCGACAUUAGGCCAAGGGUGAACCCCCAAUUGCCAUCUUCGUACUCGGCCAAUGCAGUGCUUCCCUUGGGAGUUUCGGAAACUUGUGAAGAGAUAAAAAACGGGCCCUUUUCGAAACUUGUCGAGAUUAUCACCGAAGGGGCUAAAGAGAUAACGCACGAGUAUGUGAAAUCGGCUUUCGAUUUGUUGGAGUUGAAUAGAGGGAUUCCUCAUGGGGAUUAUAUGGUGAGCUCAUGGCUUAGAUUAGGGUUUGAUGAGGUGGAGUAUGCAUGGGGGAAGCCGAUGUACAGUUGUCCGGUGGUGAAUCAUCGGAAGGAUAUUUGUUGGGUUUUUCGAGACGCCGUUGAUGGUGGUGUGGGUGCAAUGGUGGCUUUGCCUGCUCAUGAGAUGGACAUAUUUGAGGCUGCUUUUCAUGACUUCUUUGCUUCAAUAUAAUAUUUGUUUGAGUUUGGAAAUUUAUCAAUAAUGAAUAAUUUGAUGUGUGCAUGCAAAUAUGUAAUAUUGUUCUUUGUGUAGUUUAUUGUUGUGCGUUUAAUUGGUUUUGAUUGUUCAUCCAAAGUGUUUCAUUUUGCAUAUAUGUAUAUUUUAAG